Messenger RNA from Silurus meridionalis, 1505 nucleotides. It is a transcript of the gene zpld1b, whose product is annotated as zona pellucida-like domain containing 1b. The transcript has 11 exons. Gene Ontology annotation, cellular component: cell surface. The record is from RefSeq and is a predicted model, not a curated record. Lineage: Eukaryota; Metazoa; Chordata; Actinopteri; Siluriformes; Siluridae. Bases 59 to 1288 code for a protein of 409 amino acids.
GGUCAGAGCACAUGGGGCUCUGCUAAACGCAUUUGAUUCAGGGAAGAACAGUGCCAAAAUGGAGCUAAUAUGCCUUUUCAUUUUUUUAAUAUCUGGAUUGCCUUUGGCUUUUACUCAGUUUAAUGGCUAUAACUGUGAUCCUGCCUUCCACAGUAGAUUUCCAGCUGAGCGAGAUAUUACUGUGUACUGUGGUGUGCAGACUAUCACACUAAAGAUCAACUUCUGUCCGGUGCUCUACUCGGGCUACACUGAUGCUGACCUGGCACUGAAUGGCCAUCACAGCGACGCUCAGUGCCGCGGCUUUAUUAACAACAACACCUUCCCUACAGCAGUGCUGUUCAGCAUUAGCCUCAGCACGCUGGAGGCCUGUGGAAACAUGCUGGUGGUUUCUGCAGCUCAGGGCUACAAUGCUUUUGGGAACAUAUCCCUGGUACAGAUUGGGAAUGUAUCAGGCUACAUUGAUACCCCUGACCCUCCAACCAUCAUUAGCUACCUGCCAGGCUUGCUUUAUAAAUUCAGCUGCAGUUACCCUCUGGAGUAUCUGGUUAACAACUCUCAGCUGGCAUCAUCAUCAGCAGCAAUAGCAGUAAAAGACAACAAUGGCACCUUUGUUAGCACCUUGAGCUUGAUUCUAUACAAUGAUUCAUCCUUUGGUCAGCAGUUGUCCAUUCCAAUGGCUGGUCUGGCUCUGAAGACUAGAGUGUUUGCUGCUGUCAAGGCGACUAAUCUUGAUAGAAGAUGGAAUAUACUGAUGGAUUACUGUUACACCACCCCCUCUGGGAAUCCCAAUGAUGAGAUACGCUACGAUCUUUUCUUCGGAUGUCACAAAGAUCCACAGACCACAGUUUUUGAGAAUGGGAAAAGCCAGAUGGGCCGCUUUGCCUUUGAAGUUUUUCGGUUUGUGAAACACAAAAACCAGAAGAUGUCCACUGUCUUCUUGCACUGUGUCACAAAGUUGUGUCGGGUAGACGACUGUGCAAUGCUGCUGCCGAUCUGUGGAAUAAGAAAAAAGAGGGAGGACACUGUAGUGCCACAUGCUUCCUCUGAAGAUGCUAUCAUAACCGCGGGCCCGAUAAUCACCAGAGGCGAUGAAACCUCAACCUCCAACUCACAGCUUGCUCCACCUAGCACCUCCUCCUCCCCACUGGACACAGUGACAAGUGCUCUUGUUGCUGGCGUGACAGUGUUGGGCCUGUUGAGUAUGAGCUUCUUCAUCCUUUCCAUCAGGCUUCUGCGCCGAUCCAGUCCCCCUUCUUUGACUGGCGUAUCAAACUCCAGCUUUGAAUAAAGCACGCAACACUACUUAUGCGCUUCGAAAUAUUUUUCCAUUGGAGUCACUGCCAGUUACAGAAAUGAUAUGUUGGCACAGCCAGAGUUAAUGCCAUUUUUUGCAAUCAAUUUUUUUUCUUUAUAUUUGGCUAUGCUAUUUCUUUAAACUAAAUAUAUCCUGUUUCAGACCAUCAUCUGUUUUGAUAAAAAAAAGUAUACUUAUUGUAAAAAUGUAG